Messenger RNA from Pseudophryne corroboree (corroboree frog), 2701 nucleotides. RefSeq names its product GTP binding protein 2 (gene GTPBP2). NCBI's taxonomy places the organism in Eukaryota, Metazoa, Chordata, Amphibia, Anura, Myobatrachidae. The record is from RefSeq and is a predicted model, not a curated record. The coding region runs from base 151 to 1941 and encodes 596 amino acids. Gene Ontology annotation, biological process: translational elongation. Gene Ontology annotation, molecular function: GTP binding; translation elongation factor activity; GTPase activity. The transcript is spliced from 12 exons.
GGCUCUCAGGUUCCAAACAAGAGGGCGGAGCGUGUUGCCGGUGGGCGGUGUGGAUUGGCUGCUCGGUGACGGCAGGUGGGCGUGUCCUGGCCCGGUUAUGUACCCCGCUGCUCGGUGUCUACUUAGAGCUGUGUCCGGUAGGGUAAGCCGAUGCCCGCGCCGGGCGCUCAGUGCCGCAGGACCUUAUUGAUGGAGCCGCGGGUGUUCGAGCUGUUCGGCCCGGGCGGAGGAAGUGGGGGAGCCGGGAUAAGGGGGAAACCGGCAACCAAGGCCAAGAAAUCCGGCAAGAGCCGGGGCCGGAGCAACAACCCGCCCUACCUACCCCCGGAGGCAGAGGAAGGAAACAUAGAGUACAAGCUGAAGCUGGUGAACCCCUCUCAGUAUCGCUUUGAGCACCUGGUGACCCAGAUGAAGUGGCGGCUGCAGGAGGGGCGAGGCGAGGCGGUGUACCAGAUUGGUGUAGAGGAUAAUGGACUCUUGGUGGGGCUAUCGGAGGAGGAGAUGAGGGCAUCGCUACACACGUUGCACCGCAUGGCCGAGAAGGUUGGAGCAGACAUCACGGUGCUGCGGGAGCGGGAGGUGGAUUAUGACAGCAAGUCCCCUAGGAAGAUUACGGAGGUCCUAAUACGGAAGGUUCCGGACAACCAACAGUUUCUGGACCUGCGAGUUGCUGUUCUGGGAAACGUGGACUCUGGAAAGUCUACUCUGCUGGGAGUGCUCACACAAGGGGAGCUGGAUAAUGGCCGUGGUCGGGCCAGACUCAAUCUCUUUCGCCACCUGCAUGAGAUCCAGUCCGGUCGGACAUCCAGCAUAAGCUUCGAGAUCCUCGGGUUCAAUAGCAAAGGGGAGGUGGUGAAUUACAGUGAGUCUCGCACUGCAGAGCAGAUCUGUGAAAGUGCCUCCAAGAUGAUCACGUUCAUAGACCUGGCUGGCCACCACAAGUACUUGAAGACGACCAUCUUUGGCCUGACCAGCUACUGUCCUGACUUUGCCAUGCUGGUGGUCAGUGCCAACACGGGGAUUGCAGGGACAACGCGGGAACACCUGGGACUGGCCAUGGCUCUCAAGGUGCCUUUUUUUUUGGUGGUCAGUAAAGUCGACCUCUGCUCCCCACAGACAGUAGAAAGGACGCUCCGGCAGCUGGAACGUACACUAAAGCAGCCCGGGUGUAACAAAGUGCCUUUCAUGGUGCGAUCUGAGGAUGACGCGGUCACUGCCGCCCAGCAGUUUGCUCAGUCACCAAACAUCACCCCGAUCUUCGCCCUCUCCAGUGUGUCCGGAGACUCUCUGGACCUCCUGAAAGUUUUCCUGAAUAUUUUACCCCCUCUAACAAACAGUCGAGAGCAGGAAGAGCUGAUGCAGCAGCUGCCUGAGUUCCAGGUUGAUGAGAUUUAUACAGUUCCUGAAGUGGGGACAGUGGUGGGAGGAACGCUGUACAGCGGGGUGUGUAAGGAGGGUGAGCGCCUCGUGGUUGGCCCCACAGAUGUGGGGAGUUUUCUACCCCUCAAAGUGUGCAGUAUCCAGCGCAACCGCUCCGCGUGCCGGGUGCUACGUGCUGGACAAGCCGCUACACUUGCACUUGGGGACUUUGACCGCUCCCUGCUCAGAAAGGGCAUGGUACUGGUCAGUCCGGAGAUGCUCCCAACCGUAUGCUGGAUGUUUGAAGCUGAGAUCGUACUUCUAUUUCACGCCACUUCCUGCAGGCGCGGGGUACAGGUGACGGUGCACGUGGGGAAUGUCAGACAGACAGCCGUCCUGGAACACAUACAUGGCAAGGAUGAGCUACGGACAGGAGAGAAGGCGGUGGUUCGUUUCCGCUUCAUAAAACACCCGGAGUACCUAAAGCCUGGUACCAAGCUUCUGUUCAGGGAGGGAGUUACCAAGGGAAUCGGACAUGUGUGCAGCCUGCAGGUCAUCGCCACAGAUAUCGGCAGCCUCUGACCCACGACUUCCACGGCGGCCUGGUUCCAGCAUCCUCGUUUUUAGAAUCUUCCCAUAUAAACCAUUCUCUUUGCCCGGUUUUAAUCCGCCACAACAGGUGUCUUUUAUACAAGCUGUUUUUAAAUAUCCUUUUUUCUACUGUCCCUGAUUUUUAAAAAAAGGAAAACGUCCUGAAAGAGGGAGUAUUUUUUUCCCCUUCCUAUCCACCCGCUGUGUGUUAUUGGGUGAGUAGGGAGUUCCUACAGAUGUACAAGCCUCUACAGCUGGGAAACCCAGACUCUCUUUAGGGUUAUAUGAAAUAUCAGCAUCCUCAUUAAUGGCCCCUGUCAGUGACUUGCCUGGAAAACCGGACCUCAUGUUUCCUUAGAACAGAGUUGUAAUCCUAAGAGCGUCCAGUACUUGUUGAGUGCACCCAAGUGACGACAUUACAGGUCUUCCCAGAAUCAGAAAUAUUAUUAUUAUACGGGGUAAUCCGCUCCUUCUCUUCUCCAAAGACCCUUUUUGUCUGGCACAAUCAAACGAGGUAAUGAUUGCUAUUAUGUGCUGAGGGUGGGGGGCAGCGAGUGGGACAGUUCCAGACAAGAGUGUUUUAAUUAAGUGGCUCCGGAUUUGGGGAAAGUGACUCGGUGGCUCUGUGGUAUGUAGCAAGAGGUUGGCAGGGUCCCGCUGCUCUCCCUCUCCACGUGUGCAGUUAUAUUGUAUUACUGUGUGAGUGUUUAUCAUUUUGCACGUUAUGUACAGAAUAAAAUGUUUUACGGAG